Pseudophryne corroboree (corroboree frog) is the source of this 4952-nucleotide messenger RNA. It is a transcript of the gene GABRB3, whose product is annotated as gamma-aminobutyric acid type A receptor subunit beta3. Bases 1096 to 2538 code for a protein of 480 amino acids. Gene Ontology annotation, biological process: chloride transmembrane transport; nervous system process; signal transduction. Gene Ontology annotation, cellular component: plasma membrane; GABA-A receptor complex; neuron projection. NCBI's taxonomy places the organism in Eukaryota, Metazoa, Chordata, Amphibia, Anura, Myobatrachidae. The transcript has 9 exons. Gene Ontology annotation, molecular function: chloride channel activity; extracellular ligand-gated monoatomic ion channel activity; neurotransmitter receptor activity. The record is from RefSeq and is a predicted model, not a curated record.
CAGCGCUAUGGCAGAUAGCAGCAAAUGGCACAGAGCUCUGCUGAGGAUUCCCCGCCGCCCGGGACUCAGAUACUGCGGCUCUUGCCAGGCGUGCCCUAUGCAUUGCUGUAUGCCCACUUGCAGUUGGCUUCUAGUCCUGUAGCAGCUGCUGCUAUACCCGAUGCAGAGUGCAGGGUGCUGCUGCUACUGCUGCUGGGGGAGGGAGAUCCGUCACUCACACGUGUGAUUUCCAGCGUCAGUGCUCUGCUGUGUGCUGUGAGCUGGGGAGAAGCAAGGAAUGCAGAGUAUAGGAUUCCCGGAUAUAUACUGCAGGCUUCUCCCAAGCCGGUGCAGCGCACACUUGUAGGCGAGGCGCUGCUGCAGAGCUGCUGAGUCUGCUCUGGCUCGUGUGAUGACCGGGGGUUGUGGUGUCCGCCGGAGACAGGGGGUGCUCCCCAGCCGCGAUGCCUGGCUACACAUGGUCAUGGACUCCCUGGAGCUGUGUGACUGCAGUGUAGCCGUGUGAUAGGCACUAGCAUGCUGCAGAGAUCUGCUGCUCUCAGAUGAUCCACACCACCACAUCUCAGCUCACCGGGAACGAUUCCCCCACAGCCCGCUGCUCCCUCUGUCUUCUGCCCCUGCCCACUACCAUGCCAGCAGCCGCCAGGAUGCAGCCAGAGCCUCUGCUGAUUGCCUCAUGCAGGAUGACUGUACGUGGGAGGGAGACCCAGGCGCAAUAAGACAGAUGAGAGAGCUGUAGAGAAGACUACAGCGCAUCGCACAGCACCUCAGGGGAAAGGCCCGUUGUGGAUUCCACUUUCAUUAUUACAGUGUUGGUAUUUUUUAUGGCCAGAUAGAGUAAUUCACCUCCUCCCUCCCCUACUCACUAGACCCCUGUUACCCUCCUCUUGAAAUAACUAUCUCCACCCACACACACUCAUACUAUUCCCUUGCUGGAAGAUCCCACGUCCGAUGAUACACAAUGAGCUUUGGCGGUAGACCCGUUUUGGAUGUAAGGGCCGAGGCUUAGAAGCUGCUGCUGGAGCCUCCAGGUUGGUCCAAUUGGUGCUUCUCGCCAUCUGCCCCCAGUGGCUGCUGCCGGCUCCUUUGCCCGUUAUGCCCGGAGGCAUGUGGUGCUCUCUGGCAGGAUGGCUCUUUCGGUUGAUUUCUGCUCCAGUCCUGGUGGCUGUUGUGUGCUGCGCCCAAAGUGUCAAUGAUCCUGGUAACAUGUCUUUUGUGAAAGAAACAGUGGACAAAUUGUUAAAAGGCUAUGAUAUCCGACUAAGACCAGACUUUGGAGGUUCUCCAGUUGCUGUUGGAAUGAAUAUAGAUAUUGCCAGCAUUGAUAUGGUCUCUGAAGUCAACAUGGAUUAUACUUUGACGAUGUAUUUUCAGCAAUACUGGAGGGACAAGAGGUUAGCCUAUACCGGAAUUCCUCUCAACCUUACUCUUGACAACCGAGUGGCAGAUCAACUAUGGGUUCCUGACACUUAUUUUCUAAAUGACAAAAAGUCUUUUGUACAUGGUGUUACAGUGAAAAACCGUAUGAUUCGCCUUCAUCCAGAUGGGACAGUUUUAUAUGGUCUAAGAAUAACAACAACAGCUGCAUGUAUGAUGGAUUUACGAAGAUAUCCACUGGAUGAGCAAAACUGUACUCUUGAAAUAGAAAGCUAUGGAUACACAACUGACGACAUUGAGUUUUAUUGGAGAGGGGGUGAUAAAGCUGUAACUGGUGUUGAGAGGAUUGAACUUCCUCAGUUUUCUAUAAUGGAUCACAAGUUGGUAUCUAAGAAUGUUGUAUUUGCAACAGGUUCCUAUCCUAGACUUUCCCUGAGCUUUAAGUUAAAAAGAAAUAUUGGAUACUUCAUACUUCAGACCUAUAUGCCAUCCAUAUUGAUUACUAUAUUAUCCUGGGUGUCAUUUUGGAUCAACUAUGAUGCAUCAGCAGCAAGAGUUGCCCUUGGAAUUACUACUGUUCUGACUAUGACAACUAUCAACACUCAUCUCCGAGAAACGUUACCCAAGAUCCCUUAUGUUAAAGCUAUUGAUAUGUAUUUGAUGGGAUGCUUUGUGUUUGUGUUUUUGGCCUUACUGGAAUAUGCAUUUGUCAACUAUAUAUUUUUUGGAAGAGGCCCACAAAUGCAGAAGAAGCUUGCAGAGAAGACAGCCAAAGCAAACAAUGAUCGCUCCAAAUUUGAAAGCAACAGGGUGGAUGCCCAUGGAAAUAUAUUGCUCACAACGCUAGAAAUCCACAAUGAAGUCACUGGGAAUGAAAUUACAACAAGUGUGACCGAUGUUCGAAAUUCAACAACAUCUUUUGACAACUCAGGAAUUCAGUACAGAAAACAAAGCGGAACUCGAGAUGGACUUGGGCGCCGAGCGAUGGACAGAACUACACCUCAUGGCAAGAAAAACCAUUUGAGGAGAAGAUCCUCACAGUUAAAAAUUAAAAUCCCAGACCUAACAGAUGUGAAUUCCAUAGACAGAUGGUCAAGAAUGAUUUUUCCUAUUACUUUUUCUCUCUUUAACCUAAUUUACUGGUUAUACUAUGUUAACUGACGAACAAUGCCUAUGACAAUAUUAAGAAGUCAAAGAAUAUCUAGGCUGGUGAUUGUAUGCAAUGAAAGAAUAAAAGUAUUCCCCUGCAUACACUACUCUGAUAUGAAUGUAUGUGCUCGCGGAUCUCAGCCCUCACACAUGUUCAUAUGAGUUGAGCAAAUAUAUUCUGCGGCUAUGGACAAUUUUUCAAGAAAAUGAUACAAGGACAAUUUUUAAGCUUUGGACAAUGCAGAUCUUCUUUGAAAGAAGGACAUGCCUUUGGGACUUUACACAUACUGCUUGAGAUACACAUUUAAUACUUUCUGAUAUGUCAAGAAUGGUAUAUUAACCAUAUGUUUUUUUUCUAUCCACAACUGUCAGAUCUACUACCAUGGUCAUUGGCACAGCUGCAAUGUGCUUCAUUUAACAAUGUUGCAUAUCAUGAACAUUUUUAUGACCACAUUUUGUUUGAGGGUCUUCUUUCUCUUUCAUGCUGAUGGACGCUCCUUAUUUUUUCCUCAUGUCAUUGACAUCUGUUUUGAUCACACAUGGUACUGAAAAUUGUGUUACGGCACAUAAUGAAAUACAGCUAUCGUUCACACCAACAUUGUUUGGGAAUAUGUGUGAAAGCACUGAAUCUUAACAGCUUUAUGUAUUCUCAUUUGUAUGUCCUACAAAUUUUACAGUACAGUAUAUUUUUCCAUGUAGACCAGUUGUAAUUGUCACUAGAAAUAUUGUAUUCCUUUCAGCCACAAUGUCUAAAAUACAGUGGAGGUCAUUAAUGAAAAAAAAAAUAGUGCUGUGAAAAAAUGUUUUUGUUGUGCUGUUGCUGUGCCUAUUAUGCGUGUAGAUGUUUCACCAACCUAUUUUGUCAUUAAUAACUUUUGAUCAAAUUUUGAGAGUCAAUUACCCUCGGAGAAAUUUAAAUUCUGAAAAAAUCUUGAGCUGUACAGUCUACAAAAACAAUGCAGACCAUAUUUUCUAUAAGCAUAACUGUCUUAAGAAAAGAUUCCCCUAAAGUGUUGAUAAAAUGUUUUUACUGCAUUGAGUUUUGGUGUGUUGGUCUCUUUUUCUAUUUCCUGCCCCUAGAUUGCUUUGAAGUUUAUUAAAAAUAUUGUACGUUUAGAGGGUUUUAAUAUGUAUCAAACCUCUAUGGUUUGUAAAAGUGAAAAACUCAGCACAAAGCACUGCACAUUAUUAAAAUUGUGACCACCCCUUGAAAAUACCAGUGUACUUCUCAUUUAGCUACUCAGGAAAGAAAGGAGACCACAAGAAAUUUUCUUUAACCAUGUUUAUUUUUCAGUUUAAGAAUUUUAAUACGUUUGCAGAAUUGUGCUCAUACCUUUAUAUUAUGCAACAGUAUGAAGCAAAGGAUGUAAUAUUUAAAUCUUGUUUUAAUAUAUUGUCCAAAAUAUCAAAGCUUGUUUUGAAUGUGAUUCAACAGCUUGAUUAGAUACUUAAAUGCAAUUAUUUAAUUUUAUGAGACGUACCUCUUUCUACCCCAAUUUUUCCCCUGACCAGAGCAAAAAUAGUACCUCUCCACUCCAAAAGAUGUUCUCUUACAGAGCAUAUUCAAUUGCAUAUCCAUAUAAAUAUAUAUGCAACUGGUGCAAACACACGUACCUUAUGUCACCAACAGCUAUGCUAUAUAUUUCCAGCAUUAUGUUGUUUCAUAAAUGACCCCCAGUGAUAUACAAGCACUGUAUUCAGAGCAGAAAGCUUACAGUAGACUAACAAAUCAAUUUAGUAGAGCGCGAUAGAGACUUAUGUAUAUAUAAUAUUGUUAUGUCAACAUAAGCAGUAAGUGCCAAUAAGGGCACAAACUGAAUUUGGCCCAACGUGUUUUAGAACAGAUUUUAUUCAGAUUGUUAAAAUGCUGAAAACCUAAGCAUCUCAGGAUAUUUGCUAUAUGAUAUCUUAAUGUAUUUUAUUAAAAAAUACAGUCAUCUCUUCAAGCAUUCUUAUUAUACUGCAUGUGACGUUAAGAUAUAUUUACAUAGAAUGCACAUAUAAAUAUAAUUUAUCAAUGUAUUUUCCUUUGUGCUUGCUAUUGUGACAGCAUGCCUUGUCAGAUUUUCUUUUGAUUAAUAUUUUAGAUAUAAAAUUACAAUUUUACAAUUACAAUGCUAGCACAUUUAGUCACUUAUAUACUUUUUCUUUAUACAUUAGUAUUAAUAACCCUCUCCAAUAUGUAGCAUGGUGUAAUCACAAAUGAUACUUUAGAGCACAAUAUAUCUACUUUAGGUACGACCGAUUUGUUUAAUAUGCAAAAACAUCAAAGAGAAACAUAAUUUACUUUUAUUAAAAACAUUUUCACACUCCCUCUCAAAAUAAAAAAUAUAUACAUUUUUUUAGGCUGAUGAUUAAGCUGCAUCAAUUUCUGAAACAUUAAUAUUAUUUACUUUUUAUCUAAUCUUGCUAUUUCUAAAAAGAAG